Anarrhichthys ocellatus (wolf-eel) is the source of this 2240-nucleotide messenger RNA. Its product is annotated as fasciculation and elongation protein zeta-1-like. Gene Ontology annotation, cellular component: axon; cytoplasm. The transcript is spliced from 5 exons. The record is from RefSeq and is a predicted model, not a curated record. The coding region runs from base 705 to 1247 and encodes 180 amino acids. NCBI's taxonomy places the organism in Eukaryota, Metazoa, Chordata, Actinopteri, Perciformes, Anarhichadidae.
AACAAAUCCAGAAAUGUUGACAAAAUACAUUGUUUUCAUUUUAACACACAACUGGCUUGAUUUUAAAAAAUGAAUAGAUAAAUCUUGAUCAACAUUUUAGUGCAGCAAAGAUUGAGAGUCUAAGCCUAUUGUAUACUCUGUACUGUAGGCUACUGUAUAUGAACUGUAACAUUAUUUCAAAUCAAUGGAACCAUUUUAAUAAUGAUACAAGUUCCAAUUUUGAUUAAGUGGCAUGAGUUAUUACCUGAUAAUGUCAGUGGUUCUCAACCUGAGGACUGGGACCCUCCGUGGGGUCAUGAGAUAAAUCUCAAAUCUUUUCCUUUUCCUUAUCAAACACUGCAGCGGGAGCCUUUACAAAUGAUUCCAAUGAAACAAUCUGUAAAGUUAAAAUCACCCUGUGAAUGAACUGCCCACAUGAUGAACAUAUAAUAUGUGACAAAAAGACAACAAAGAGUUUGGAAUGACUCAUGUGAAACCGCUGUUACCACCUUUCUUGGUCUUUGUUGUAAAUGAAUGAUAAUGCCACAGAGUCAGAGAGACCAAAUAGUGUUGUUAGUAAAGACAGUUUUUGUUGAUAAGUCCUGUUGCACUCUUGUACCAAACUACUGCUCCAAUGAUUUAGAGCAUUAUGUCUGAACCGAUGUGUAAGAAACAAAAUAAAACCCAACCAUCCCCCCCCCAUCUUCUCUGCAGGCCUGAGCCUGAUGCCCAGCUCGGCGCUCGACGAACUGCUGCAAAGGGUAGAGGCCGCCAUCCUGGAGUACUCGGAGGAGCUGGUCAGCCAGCUGGCUCGCCGUGAGGAGCUGGAGUUCGAGAAAGAGGUGAAGAACACAUUCAUCACGGCCCUGAUGGAGGUGCAGAACAGGCAGAAGGAGCAACGGGACAGCAGCAAACGCCGACGCCGGGACAAGGCCCUGAGCCUGCAGGGGGGGAUGCCGGCACCUGUGAACGGAGGGAAUACCACCUCCACGGGCAACACGGAGAAGACAGGGAGCAUGCCUGUCAAGCGUUUCAGCAUGGAGGGACUGUCUAACAUCCUGCAGACGGGCAUCAGACAGACAUUUGGAAGCACAGGGAAUGAGAAACAGUAUCUAAACACAGUUAUUCCAUACGAGAAGAAAGUUUCCCCUCCAUCUGUUGACGACCUGCAGAUGCUCACAAAGAUUCUUUAUGCCAUGAAGGAGGACAGUGAGAAGGUGCCUACACUGCUAACCGACUACAUAUUGAAAGUCUUGUGUCCUACCUAAAGCACUGCUAGGCCAGGGGCCGCGUGGGACAGAGAUCUCUUUUCCAACCCUCCUCGCCUCGGGCCCCGAGCUGCAUGACCUCCCAUCUUUUACCAUUAUCAACCAUGGAUCCUCACCAUCGACAUCAUUGUACUCACCUCAACUAUGACGACUGCCUUUCGCUGAGCUCUCCCUCUCUCCUCCCGCACAUCAAGCUCAGGCCAGACCCAAAAUGGCUGCCAUUCGAAUAGUCAAACAAGUGGGACGGCUUCUCCCACUUUUAAAAAGGACUUCACUAAUGGAGCAUGACAUGCUUUUAAAUAUCACAACACCACUUUGGUACAGGAUACAACUUUAUCGUUGCUUUCUUUUCUAUACGUUACACUCUCUUUUCUUUGUUUCCUCUAACAGAAUCUCAAUGUUGCCAAGUUUUGACAGCUAUUCAUAAACUGACCUCUUAACCACUGGGUUCUGUUGAUUGUCGUAUUCAUUGAUUCAUAAGUGUAUAAGUGUAAAAUGAAUGCAUCCACACGUGAUCAUCUCCCUGUAUUGUUUCAGAUGAAAACUCAUUUGAAUACAAAAGCCAUGCACCUUUUUCUGCCAACUUAGUACUGUAGCUCCAUGUGGACGAAAAGAAACACACGACUAUUACGGGUGCAGUGCAGUGCAUUAUGAAGCUUUUUAUUUCUUCUUUGUUUGGCUUCACUAUCUGAAUAUCCAGUGCUCUUCUAACUUUUUUGAAAUGUCUUUUAAUUUGUAACUAAAUAUUUGAUAUAAACUCUGUUGCUGAUUUUCUACUUUGGUUUACUGUCAUUCUGCCCUGUUCAGCACGUGGAGGUGUACCACUGACUUUUCCUUUGAUAUAUCAAAGGAAACCCGUGAUGAGAUGAGCUCAUGUCAAUUAAGGCGUGCAUAUUUGCAUAUUAGCAUAUUUAUGACUUCCUUUUGCACCAUGUAGGUGAAUCUCGCUAAUCAUCGCUAAUCGCAAAUUCUAAUAAACAUUCUACCCUAGCA